CAUCGCUCGAGCCGGCGCAAUGGCCACCAGCACCGCUGCCUCCGUUCGCGUCCUCCUGCUGCUCCUCGCCGCCGUCCUCCUGCCGGCCUCGCUGGCGUGGAGCAACUGCCCCCCGCCGUCGCCUGGCGGUGGCGGUGGCGGGCACGGCCCCGGCCGCCCGGGGUACCCGGCGCCCGGCAGCGGCUCCCCGACGUGGCCUUCCCCCGGCUCCGGCGGCUCAGGCGGCGGCCACGGCGGCUCGCCACCCCACCACGGCAAGCCACCCAAGCACCACGGCAAGCCGCCGUCCAGCUGCCCGCCCUGCAACCCGCCAUACACUCCUCCGACCCCCCGGCCGUCCCCGCCCUACGUGCCGCCGUACACCCCUCCGACGCCGCGGCCGUCGCCGCCCUACGUCCCGCCGUACACCCCUCCGACGCCCCGGCCGUCCCCGCCCUACGUCCCCCCGUACACCCCGCCGACGCCGCGGCCGUCGCCGCCCUACGUGCCUCCGUACACUCCUCCGACGCCGCGGCCGUCUCCGCCCUACGUGCCGCCGUACGUCCCUCCUACGCCGCCCUACGUCCCACCGUACGUGCCGCCGACGCCACCCUACGUCCCGCCGUCGCCGCCGUACGUGCCGCCGACGCCGCCGGCGGGUCGGACGUGCCCGAUCGACGCGCUGAAGCUGAACGCGUGCGUGGACGUGCUGAGCGGGCUGAUCCACCUGGUGAUCGGGCAGGAGGCGAGGUCCAAGUGCUGCCCGCUGGUGCAGGGGAUCGCGGACCUGGACGCGGCGCUCUGCCUCUGCACCACCAUCCGCGCCCGCCUGCUCAACAUCAACAUCUACCUCCCCGUCGCGCUCGAGCUGCUCAUCACCUGCGGCAAGCACGCGCCGCCGGGGUUCAAGUGCCCGCCGCUCUACGACUGAUCGAUGACGAGAGGGGUCGUCGAGGAGAUCGAUCUCGCUCCCCAACUAGCUACAUACAUAUGGCGCCGCCUGAGCUCGCCGGCAUGCGUGGUGGCUGGGAUCAUGCGCCGCAGGCGGCGGCUGCCAGCGUGUCGAGGAUUUGUGUCGUCAUAAUUACUUUGGUGUUCUUGAGUGUGAUGUGCUUAUAUUAUCAUCAGAUGGAGAACUUUCUCGGUCUCCUCCUGAGUGUGUGGGUUAAUCAGUCGUCGAUGCGUGUAUCAUGUCGCUCGAUCUUGUCUAGCUUCUCGCGACACGCAGCGGCAAGUAUUGGGUUAGUUUUUCAGAAACUGCUUGGUUCAUUUCCAUAGCUUUAUUAUAUGCUUCAUUCUGUUA
Messenger RNA from Setaria italica (foxtail millet), 1282 nucleotides. Its product is annotated as 36.4 kDa proline-rich protein-like. The record is from RefSeq and is a predicted model, not a curated record. The transcript has a single exon. Bases 20 to 910 code for a protein of 296 amino acids. NCBI's taxonomy places the organism in Eukaryota, Viridiplantae, Streptophyta, Magnoliopsida, Poales, Poaceae.